UACUACUCAAGUAGUUUGUAUUUACUUUGUGUCACAUGCAUACCCCUCACGAUUACAAUACACCGCAAACGUUGAGCGGCAGAAAAACUAGAAAAGCAACCUGGUGAAUGUAUAAUAUUCAGUGAGGAGUUCAUUCUAUGAAGUUAGUUGUCCCAGUGUGUCAGCUGGAGGGUGUGGCGGCGUGUAAUUGGUCCAUCUGGAGCUUGUUUACCGGUACACGGCUCUGUCUUUCUUGGAGGAGAAUCUCACAGUCUGUCAGCAUGGCGACUGCGACGGUGGUAGUGUUAGUGCUUGUUCUGUUGGGACUCUCAGAUCUGUGUGUAGCCAGACGUGCCGCUAACUCUACAGGGAGUGUAACCCAUCCUUUUCGGGCACCUGUGCACGUACACAUGCAUAGUGACGGCGUCAGGCGCAAGAAUAACUCCACUUACAUCAAAGAUGAAGGGGACUAUUUCCUGAAGAAGAUAUUUGAGAAGUAUGGACGUGGGGAGAAACAGAUGGGCUUGGCUGACUUUGAAUUGUUGUUAGGACGAAUAGGAUUCGAACCUGAAAGGGUCGAUGGUGCCGAGGUGGAAGGCCAUGACGAACCACAUCGUGACCCUAGUGCGAGCACCGAGCAGGAAGUGCACGAUGAUGAUGACCAUAAGGACAGUGAAAACUCCCACUCAAAACAUGACAUGAACAACCGCCACAGAGAACAUGGCAAGAACAACCAUCACAGAGAACAUGGCAUGAACAACCAUCACAGAGAACAUGACAUGAACAACAGCCAUCACGAACGUGCUAACACUGACCACAAGUCUAAUGCGAGCAGUGGACGUGACCAUAAGGAGAACCAUGGUCACGGGGUCAAGGACAACAUUGAUCAUGACGGACACGGAGAUAGAGGACGUGUGCAGACAGAGAGUGACCGAGGCCAGACAGGUCACAGGGCUAAUGGGGGACCACGUGUACGCAGGGGGGUCAACCCGCGAACGAGACAUGGGAUGCAACAUGACUCCCAUACUGUUGUCAUCCAUACCCACGACCUUCACACUGACUGUCUCUCUGUGCAAGAACUCAUGAAAAUCUUCCAUGUUGAUGAAAGAGGUAAGGUUGGCAAAAAAGACUUGUUAUUCAUGUCCCCAGCUAUUUUAUAUCAGCUUGACAAUCCUCAUUGUCGUCGUCGACAUGAUGGGCCCCAUCACCACCACGUUGAGGCGAAAUCCACAGACUCUGCAGCAGUUCGGGUUUGGGGAUACAGUGUAGCUGCUGUCGUCGUCAUCAGUCUCGUCGGCUUGUUAGGUGUGGCUGUCAUUCCAAUUAUGCAGAAAUUCUUCUACAAUCAGCUAUUGCAAUUCCUCGUAGCUGUGGCAGUCGGUGCCCUCACCGGGGACGCUAUGCUACAUCUUCUGCCCCACGCAAUCGCCGGCGGGGAGACGGCAGCAAGAGCUGACGAGGACCACGACCAUGGCCAUCUGGACAGUGUCUGGAAGGGACUUUGUGGGCUGUUGGGAAUCUAUUUCUUCUUUAUCGUUCAGCAACUGAUGACCAUUUUGACGGGCACGAGGAACAAGAGGAGGGCCAAGCGGAGAGCCAAGAGGAAGGCAAAAUAUGCAUUUAAGGAUGAAUCGGAACAGUCCGCAGUUGCUGUGAAACUGUCCUCGUACACCGAGUCUGACUGGGAACAGAGCGAUGGCAUGGCGGCAAAUGGCAACAGUGAAGAGACCCAAAGGGAACAAACAGUGCCACUGAAACAGGAAACAAGUCUGAAGGAGAGGAGUGGGUCAGUCACUGGUCACACUGGUCACACUGCCCACGGCCACUCCCACCAUGACGGCCCCCUCCCCGGCUCAGUUUCCGCAGUAGCAUGGAUGGUCAUCCUUGGGGACGGCGUCCAUAACUUCAGCGACGGCCUAGCUAUCGGGGCUGCCUUCGCUAACAGCAUCACAGGAGGAAUCAGUACAUCCAUCGCUGUCUUCUGUCACGAACUUCCCCACGAGAUCGGGGACUUCGCCGUGCUCCUGAAAGCUGGAAUGUCUGUCAAGCAGGCAGUAGUGUAUAACUGUCUGUCCUCCGUUCUGUGUUUUAUCGGGAUGCUGAUUGGUGUCGUGUUGGGAAACAUUGAAGAAGCGUCCCUGUGGAUUUUUGCAUCUGUUGGUGGAAUGUUUAUCUACAUCUCUUUGGUAACUAUGGUACCGGAACUGACGUCAACGGAUACCCAGAAUCCUCUGCGCGACCUCUUCUUACAAUGCGUAGGCGUGUGUGUCGGAUCUGGCAUAAUGUUGAUCAUAGCCAUUUACGAGGAGGACCUUCUGAACGCUUUGGGCUGAACACUGACUCACUCUCUGCUGUCUGCGAGGACCUUCUGAACGCUCUGGGCUGAACACUAACUCACUCUCUGCUCUCUGCGAGGACCUUCUGAACGCUCUGGGCUGAACACUGACUCACUCUCUGCUGUCUGCGAGGACCUUCUGAAGGCUCUGGGCUGAACACUGACUCACUCUCUACUAUUUUCGAGGACGGCCUACAGAACGUUUUAUGCUGAACAUUGACUCAUUCUCUGUUGUGUCCAAGGACAGUCUACUGAACGCACUGGGCUGAACAAAUUAACUCACUCUCUGCUGUUUACGAAGACGGCUUGCUGUUCGCUCUCCGUUAAACAUAGACUCACUGUUGCUGCGUAAAAGGCCUGCCUUCUGAACUAGCUUGGCUGAACAUCGACUCACUGUUGCUGCGUAAAAGAAUGGCCUUCUAAAACUGGCUUUACUGUACAUUGUCUCACUCUUAGAAACAAGUGCCGCACAUGUGUAAUAGCGUGAUCGGUGGUCUAUUAACUCUGUUAGCCAGACUGAAUGUAGUCACAAUGUAAUCAUUUCAACGACAUUUAUAUGUAUAUCUUGCUACGUGAAAUAUAUCCAAACCUUGAAAUAGGUUGAUAAUGA
Messenger RNA from Haliotis rubra (blacklip abalone), 2924 nucleotides. RefSeq names its product zinc transporter ZIP10-like. Gene Ontology annotation, molecular function: zinc ion transmembrane transporter activity. NCBI's taxonomy places the organism in Eukaryota, Metazoa, Mollusca, Gastropoda, Lepetellida, Haliotidae. Gene Ontology annotation, biological process: zinc ion import across plasma membrane; intracellular zinc ion homeostasis. The record is from RefSeq and is a predicted model, not a curated record. The transcript has a single exon. Gene Ontology annotation, cellular component: membrane. The coding region runs from base 138 to 2312 and encodes 724 amino acids.